Drosophila kikkawai is the source of this 503-nucleotide messenger RNA. RefSeq lists its product as uncharacterized. The record is from RefSeq and is a predicted model, not a curated record. Lineage: Eukaryota; Metazoa; Arthropoda; Insecta; Diptera; Drosophilidae.
UGCGGUCCCAAGUGCAGUUCCGUUUAGGCCAACUGCUAAUGGUGGUUUGUGCUCUACAUUUGGCGAUAUGCAAUGAUUAUGACUAUUGCAGCGAGGACCCGGGUGAUGAUGUCGAAUCGGAUUGCCCUGGAAAAGAGAAUUAUUUUGCAGUGGAAGUUGAGGGCUGUAUGACGCGGCUAUAUUGCUACAGGCGACUGAACCAGACCUGCAUGACAUUUCAAAUCGAAAGCCAGUGCGAAAGGGGUCUCUCCUGCUCCUGUGGCAGGUGCAUGAAUUGCGAUAAGCAUGAUAGGUGCUACAUGGAGCUGUGUCCCUACGGGAUGAAGAAGCGCGAUCCGCUACUUCCCUGGUACUUGCCUCGGUGGCUGCAAGUGCUCGCCAGAUAUAAAUAUCCACCAGCCUAUUUAUAAGAAGUCCAAAAAUAUUACCCUUGAGCCCCUGCACCGCCCCUGGACCGGUUCUUCGCCCGAUUACAUCAACGUUUAUUAAAAUAUUUAUAACUA